AAGGAUGCUCAAAGAAUGUAACCGCAAGUAUAAUAAUAUUACAGUUGAGGCUAUCAUGACAUAUUUGAAAUUAUGCCAACCUUGUCAAAAGAAACAGAGGACUUUGAAAAAGGGUAUUGUCAUUAAGCCUAUACUUCAUAGUGAAAUGAACUCACGUUGUCAAGUAGAUCUCAUAGAUCUACAAACUAAUCCUGACGGGAAUUAUAAAUUUAUAUUAGUUUAUCAAGACCAUCUGACUAAAUUCGUGAUCCUUCGUGCACUUCAAACUAAACGCGCAACUGAAGUCGCAUAUCAUCUAUUGGAUAUUUUUACCACUUUUGGAGCGCCGAACAUCCUUCAUUCCGAUAAUGGUCGGGAAUUUAGUAAUCAAAUAAUUGAAAAUUUAUGCUCUAUGUGGCCAGACGUUACAAUCGUACACGGAAAGCCAAGGCAUAGCCAGAGUCAAGGAUCGGUAGAGCGUGCAAAUCAAGACAUAGAAAAUAUGCUCAGUACGUGGAUGGAAACCAAUCAGAUUACAAAGUGGUCAGAAGGCUUGAAAUUUAUCCAGGCCAUGAAAAAUCGAGCAUAUCAUGAGGGAAUCAAAUGCUCUCCUUACGAAGCAAUGUUUGGUAGUCCAAUGAAAAUGGGCAUUGCGACAUCAGCUAUUCCUAAAGAUAUGAUUGGACUAUUAAAAUCUGAAGAAGAUUUGGAAAAUGUGUUGCAUUCCCGAAAAAAUGUUGAAAAUAUGAUAGAACAGGACAAGGAAAACAACGUGGUUGGUAAUGAGUCAGAAGGAAUAAAAAAAGGAAACAGUAAAAAUGUGAACAACAAAACACAAGAAAAAGAAAUUAUUGCACUGGAACAGACCACAGAAAAACAAAUAACCGAUGAUAGUGAUGAUACCAAUCUAACUUUUCAAAUACAAACCGAUUCAGAGACAGAAAGCGCUAUUCAAGCUCAACAAGAUCCAAUACCAAAGAAGAUAGAAUCUAUUCAAACAAUAAGAACAAAAGCAAAAGUUAAUUUGGAAAACCAAGCUGAAAAAAUGAAAACCAUGUCAGCUGAUAAAUAUUCAAAUGUGGAAGUGGGCCAAAAUGUAAGACUGAAAGUACCUGAAAUUGACAGAGCUAAAACUGACCCAAAAAGCAUUAUUGCAGUUGUGAUAGACGUAAAGGACAAUGAGUUUUACCAACUAGGUACCAAAAUGGGAAUACUAAAACAGCUUUACACCAAGAAUCAGUUCGCCGCAUGCUCUGAAGAUUUUAUAAAGAUAGAAGAAAUUGUUACGGAUAAAGAAGUGAGUCUUCGAGAAGUUGUCGGAAAAUUGUCGUUAACUGGAGGACAAGGAUUCAAAAAAUGUAAUUGUCAAAAAAAAUGCUCGACGAAAAAAUGCACCUGCAGAUCAUCAGGAUUACUUUGUAAUUCUAAAUGCCACAGCAGCAAUCCUUGUUGUAACAAGUGAAAUGUUUUUUUAGGUACCUUACCUAUUAAUCAAUCACAUUUGAUUGUCUUUUUUUACUUUUAAACCAAAUAAUAAAAAAAAUAAUAAUUAAGUUUGACUAGCUUUUGUAAGCAUUAUGUUUUGUAUGUCGUUGUUAAAUUCCAAAUAGAGAAGUACUGAUUCAGUUAGAUAUGAUAGAGAUUGAGAUAUUCAGAGAUAUACGUUAUGUGUUUUUUCAGAAUAAUUUAAAUAAGUUGGUAUUAGUUUGUA
This is a messenger RNA of Pectinophora gossypiella (pink bollworm), 1690 nucleotides long. Its product is annotated as SCAN domain-containing protein 3-like. The transcript has a single exon. NCBI's taxonomy places the organism in Eukaryota, Metazoa, Arthropoda, Insecta, Lepidoptera, Gelechiidae. Gene Ontology annotation, biological process: DNA integration. Bases 5 to 1441 code for a protein of 478 amino acids. The record is from RefSeq and is a predicted model, not a curated record. Gene Ontology annotation, molecular function: nucleic acid binding.